Messenger RNA from Microthlaspi erraticum, 1311 nucleotides. Lineage: Eukaryota; Viridiplantae; Streptophyta; Magnoliopsida; Brassicales; Brassicaceae. The record is from the annotation of a GenBank genome assembly.
AUGGGAAAACACGGCGGCGCAAAACCCAAAAUCGCCGUCUAUUUGUCAGAUGGAAUUAUCUUCCUCGCCGGAGCUUUCAUGUCUCUGAUUCUCGUCUGGUCUUACUUCUCUGUUUAUUCACCUUCCUCCAAUUUCACCCUCACCGGUUCACGCAAAAAUGGCGAACCAAGCAAAUGCUCCGGUUUCGACAUGCGAUUCGACCCGCCCGAUACCGGUUUUUACGAUGAUCCGGAUCUCAGCUACUCCAUCGAGAAACCAAUCACAGGCUGGGACGAGAAACGGAAGCAAUGGCUUGAAUCGCACCCGUCGUUCAAACCCGGUUCUGAAAACCGGAUCGUGAUGGUUACCGGUUCACAAUCGACGCCGUGUAAAAGCCCAAUCGGAGAUCAUUUACUGCUCCGAUGCUUCAAAAACAAAGUCGAUUACUGUCGAAUCCACGGCCACGACAUCUUCUACAGCAACUCUCUCCUUCAUCCGAAGAUGAAUUCGUAUUGGGCGAAACUCCCGGUGGUGAAAGCGGCGAUGCUUGCUCAUCCGGAGGCGGAGUGGAUUUGGUGGGUUGAUUCCGACGCCAUUUUCACCGAUAUGGAAUUCACGCCGCCGCUUCACCGUUACCGUGAUCACAACCUCGUGGUUCACGGCUGGGCUAAUAUCAUUUACGAGAAACAGAGUUGGACGGCGUUAAACGCCGGCGUUUUCCUCAUUAGGAACUGUCAGUGGUCAAUGGAUUUAAUUGACACGUGGAAGAGCAUGGGACCGGUGAGUCCCGAUUACCACAAGUGGGGUCUGAUCCAACGGUCUAUCUUCAAAGAUAAGCUGUUUCCGGAGUCGGAUGAUCAGACGGCUUUGAUUUAUUUGCUGUAUAAACACAAAGAGCUGUAUUACCCUAAGAUAUACCUCGAAGCAGAGUAUUAUUUCCAAGGGUAUUGGAUCGGCGUCGUUGGGGAUUUCGCUAACGUGACGGAGCGGUAUCUGGAGAUGGAGCGAGAGGACGCCACGUUGCGUAGACGACACGCGGAGAAAGUCAGCGAGCGAUACGGUGCGUUUAGGGAGGAGAGGUUUUUGAAAGGCGAGUUUGGAGGGAGAGGAAGUCGCCGGCGAGCGUUUGUGACGCAUUUCACGGGAUGCCAGCCUUGCAGUGGGGACCACAAUCCGAUCUAUGAAGGUGACACGUGUUCGGAUGAGAUGAUCAGAGCCCUUAAUUUCGCUGAUAAUCAGGUGAUGCGCGUGUACGGGUACGUGCACUCUGAUUUGACCAAGACUUCUCCUCUUCAACCUGUGCCGUUCGAUUAUCCUGAUGAGCCUUGGUGA